Molecule: messenger RNA, 440 nt
Organism: Saprolegnia parasitica CBS 223.65
Lineage: Eukaryota; Oomycota; Saprolegniomycetes; Saprolegniales; Saprolegniaceae
Exons: 5
Coding region: 24-368 (114 amino acids)
Cellular component (GO): cytosol; nucleus
Molecular function (GO): DNA binding
Source: RefSeq, a predicted model, not a curated record
UUCGAGAAGUGCGACAGCCAGCGAUGCAGGCGGGAGGAAAGUCCAUGGAGCAGAUGCAAGCGGAGCAGAUGCGCAAGCAGGAGAACGAAGAGAUGAAGAAGCAGAUCCUCACGAGCCUCAUGACGCCGGCGGCCAAGGAGCGCUUGAGCCGCAUUGCGAUCGUGAAGCCCGAGAAGGCGCACGCGCUGGAAGACUUGAUCAUCCAAAUGGCGCAGCGCGGUCAGCUGCCGGGCCAGAUUGACGAGGCCAAGUUUAUUGAGCUCUUGAACCGCACGGGCGCUGCGGAAGAGCAGCAGCGCACCAAAGUCACGAUGAAGAGAAGGACGUAUUUCUCGGACGAAGAAGACGACGACGACGAUGACUUUUAAAGCGCCAGCGUCAUCCUACUGGCGAGACUACCCGACACGUUUGUAAAUGUACACGGUAGACAUGCCCCAGCU